UUAGGAAAAAAAAAGUGGCAAGUGAGGAUUAGGAUCGGAGGGGAUGACGUCCCAUCACACGCGCCGCGCUGAAGAAGGCCCCCAAGAUGGCGAUGCUGGCCGAGCCCCGUAGAAGACAGAAGUGGUCCGUGGAUCCACGAAACACUGCCUGGAGUAAAGAUGAAUCUAAAUUUGGACAGAAGAUGCUGGAAAAGAUGGGCUGGUCCAAAGGAAAGGGUCUUGGAGCUCAGGAGCAAGGAAAUACAGAACACAUCAAGGUUCAAGUGAAAAACAACAUGCUGGGGUUAGGAGCAUCCAUCAAGAACGAGGACAACUGGAUUGCUCAUCAGGAUGACUUCAACCAGCUUCUAGCUGAACUGAAUGAUUGCCAUGGACAGAGUGAAACAGAAUCCUCAGUGACUAAUCAAAAGAAGACAUUUAAUCUUGAGGAAAAAUCUAAGUCCUCUAAGAAGCGUGUCCAUUAUAUGAAGUUUGCAAAAGGUAAGGAUCUCUCAUUGCGCAGUGAGGAUGACCUGUCCUGCAUAUUUGGGAAGCGACAGAAGAGUAUGAAGACACAGGACGAGGCUACUGAUGCUGAGUCUCAGGAAGAGAAGCAUGAAGGCUCCUGGCUCCCUGAAUCUACAGAGAGCGUCAAUACUGUGAAGAGUGUUCUCACUGUCCAGGAAUAUUUUGCCAAGCGCAUGGCAAAACUGAAAGGAUCCCAAAAUGAAGCAGAAACAAAGUUAGAUGGUUGCUGCCCCUCAGAAGAAGCAGCCUUGGAGAUUUCAGAAGAACUGAAAACUAAAGCCAAGAAGAAAAAGAAGAAGCAGAAGAGAGAUGAGGCAGAGAGUGCAGAGCACUGUGAGGAACCACAAGGGAAAAAGUGUAAGAUAAGUAGCUUGAAUGGGGAGGAACUGGAUGCUCCUUUAAAUGAAUGCCACUCGAGGAAAAAGAAGAGGAAACAUAAAGAGCAGCAUGAUGGGGAAAACAUUAGUUGUGAUGAAAAUAUGGAUGGUGGAGAAACUUAUAUGGGAGUAUCUGAUGGGGAAGAUCUCAAAGUAGAGGACUCUGAGGCAAAGCAAAAGAAACGCCAUAAGAAGAAGCACAAAAAGCAAAAAGGGGAGAUGGAGGAGUGCACUGAAGGGAUGCUGAGAAAGAAAAAGAAGCACUGCAAGUAGGUUUAACUAUUUGUGAGUCAAACUGAGACUGUGAGGUGAUUUGAACUUUAUCGUGCUGGAUGAGGAGCCUACGUAAGCACCAGCCAGACAUCGUGUUGUAAUUCAGUCCUGAGAACACCUGAGCUCUUCAUCCAACUGAAACCUCAGCUUGUGUUUAAAUAUAGCUCUUACAAUGGGGCUGAGAACACUGUGAAAGGCCAACAUGAGCUUCAGUGCCUUUUCAAAUGUAUCCACGAAUGGGGCCAAGACUUGCAUGGCUACAAAUCAUAGAAUCACAAAAUGGUUGGGUUGGAAGGAACCUCGAGUAUCAUGAAGCUCCAACCCCCUGCUGCACGCAGGGCCACCAACCUCCACAUUUAAUACCAGCCCAGGCUGCCCAGGGCCCCAUCCAACCUGGUCUUGAACACCUCCAGGGAUGGACGGGGCAUCCACAGCCUCUCUGGGCAGCUGUUCCAGCACCUCACCACUCUCUUGACGACAAACCAAGACUUGAUAAAAAAGAGAAGCCAUUAUGCUUUUCCAAUUUGGCAAACCUAAAGUUCACCCUCGAGGCUGUGCAGGAGCUAUGUUUUUACACAAGCAGAACCUGUACCUCCUUCAGCCCAGAUUCACGCUGCUGUGAUUCCAUUUCAGACAGCAGUAAGCAAAGUCAGGGCUGGUUUUAACCACUGCCCUUAGGACUGGUAAAUGGCAGAGUGCUGCUUCACAUUGACUGACAUCCUACUGCUGCCUUUAUUAGUAAAGCCAAUGUUGUUUUCACCUCAAUAGCUCAGCUCCUGGGAACAUAAGGGGUUUUGCAAAGCUGGAUGUAUUUUUUUCACUGAUUUUUGCAAAGUUAUGUGUUAUUUUUUCAUCGAUCUCCAUUUUCAUACAAAAUGAAUGUUGUUUCUUCCCAAAAUACUUGAGUCCAAUUAAAGGAUUGUGCUAAAGUGUCAGUACUAAAGAAUGAAAUAAAAUUACUCCCUUUGUUCCCUAUCCAAUACUUAACUAUUGUCAAGUAAUAUUAACUUUGAAACAGAGCUACACGAGCUGUGCCUUUAUGAUCCAUAUCUAAAUCUUUGGUUCCCAGGCAGCAUUCAUGGUACUCACAGUGAUGCACACAGCAUUCAAUGAUGUCUUGGAUGAGCAAAGUUUUGUAUGGAAUUAGGACAUCAAAUAGAUUUUAUCUACAGUAGUCUUGCAUUUGCACGUUGAAACCUUGCAGUUUACAUUUGUAACCAAAUGAGAGCCUGUUCCUCAUUGUAAACCUGGAAAGCAGUAAUGAGGAGCUGAAUGUGGUUUGAGAAACAUUGACAAGACGCAGAUGUAAUAUGAAAGAAUUUCCUUCAGCUGCUUUUAUUGUCCAGCAGGGGAAAUGCAGCCCACAACACGUGGCCCACGUGGCUUCAGUUGCAGCUGAACUGGACUUCUCACUAUGUAAGCUGUGUUAGUUUGCAAGUGCACCUUUCUUGCCCUAAGGACGCGCUCAUUCAUUGCAGCAAGAUGACUGUAGUCAUCAGGAAGAGCUGCCUUUCCCUGUGCUCCCUGCUGGGGUGCUGGAUGAUUUUAACCCUUAUGGCAUUUGCUUUUCAACACUGUGCAAAUAUUAGCCAGCAUGAUGCUGCCGUGCUGGGCUUGUCCCCUGCCUUCCUUCAAUGGUGUAUCCCAGCAAUGCCAUGAGAUUGCUACAGCUGGGACAUGAAAAAAAAUUAUAUUCUCAAUGGGAGAAGCACCAAAGUAACGUUUCACAUUAUAUUGAAGCAUCUGUGUGUUCAGGCAGCUUUUCUAGUUCUUUCCUCACUGUGAGUUGGAGUUUAUUUGUCAGUAGAAGCCCCACCGUGUUUCCCAUCGCACUUUUUUUAACUCCUAAGGAGCUGAACCUUACGGUCUCUAGGGGAUUUUAAGACUAAAAGAUGCUAGUAAAUGAACAGGGUUUCCUUCUCCCAGUACUGCUGGGUUUGUUUGCUUGUUCUAUUAAUCUUCCGCAACCUUCUUCGUGCUAAUUCCUACAGAAAGCGUUUGGCCGCAUUCCAGUGUUACAGAAAGAACAAAAAAAAAGGAAUAAAUCUUUAAAUUUA
Messenger RNA from Coturnix japonica (Japanese quail), 3214 nucleotides. RefSeq names its product PIN2 (TERF1) interacting telomerase inhibitor 1 (gene PINX1). Lineage: Eukaryota; Metazoa; Chordata; Aves; Galliformes; Phasianidae. The record is from RefSeq and is a predicted model, not a curated record. Gene Ontology annotation, molecular function: telomerase inhibitor activity; nucleic acid binding. Gene Ontology annotation, cellular component: nucleolus.